AUGGAGGGUUACAUGGAUUACAUCAUUGAUCCAAUCAUUGAGACUGCAUUGGGUGUGACUGACAGUGUUUUCCGCAUGGAGCUCCGGCCAUUGGUUUCUAAGAUACCACAAGAGGCCAGGGAUGUCACCGUGAACAACAAGAAAUCCCCUUUCCGCGACUACCUAAAGAGAUACUUGAUGAAUCAAGCCGGUCCUGAGAGUAUACAAGAUGUCGACAUUCUAACCAUGACACGCAUUCAGUUGGCCUUUGAAAAAGGUCCCUCAAUUGGGUCAAGUUGCCAAGUAUCCCAAGGCGACAGCCAUUGGUGCGCUCCGUUUCUUCUACCAGUGGGCCUUUUCGCUAUGUGUCCCAAGCUGAAGAAAUCCCAAGAUAAGUAUUCCUGA
This is a messenger RNA of Seminavis robusta, 384 nucleotides long. The record is from the annotation of a GenBank genome assembly. NCBI's taxonomy places the organism in Eukaryota, Bacillariophyta, Bacillariophyceae, Naviculales, Naviculaceae.